AUGGCUUUCCAAUGUUCAGAGUGUGACAAAUGCUUUAAGACAGAAACACCUUUAAAAUAUCACUUGAUGAGACAUAAGGGACAGUUACCUUUUCCAUGUCGUUAUUGUGAAAAUCAGUAUCCUAAUGUUUCUUCCAGGAACAAUCAUGAACUGACUCACUCAGAAGAAAGACGGUUUUCUUGUGACAUGUGUGAAAAGAAAUUUAAAACUCAACAUAGUCUAAAGAAACAUAAACUUCUACAUAGUGGAGAGAAAUCAUUUCAAUGUGAUUUUUGUGGUCAGCAAUUUCGCCAAAAGAGCACUCUCACCAGUCAUCGUAGAACGCACACUGGAGAAAAACCAUAUAUUUGUGAUGUCUGUGGAAAGGCGUUUACCCAAUCAAGCAUACUCAAUAUGCAUAAGCGUGUACAUACUGGUUAUAAGCCUCAUCAAUGUACAUAUUGUGAGAGUGCAUUUUCUUGUGGAGCAUCUUUACGUAAACAUUUGACAAUUCAUACUGGAGAGAAAAACUUUAUGUGUAAAGUUUGUGGCCGAAGAUUUGCACGUGCUCAAGGUUUGAAACAUCAUGAGCGUUCACAUACAGGUGUUAAACCAUAUGAAUGUAAAGAAUGCGGGAAGCGUUUUACUUGUCCUAAACAUGUCAAACGCCAUAAAUUAAUGCAUACGGGAGAAUUUCCCUUCACCUGCAAUGUGUGUGGGAAAUUGUUCCGUCAAGAAUACAACAUGAAGGUUCACAUGAGGGUGCACACUGGAGACAAACCAUUUCAAUGUUUGAACUGCGGCAGAUGUUUCGCAUAUAACCAAAGUCUGCAGAUGCAUUCAUCUCAUUGUGUCAAGCAAAUCUCCCCCAAACAAGAUGGAAAGAUUUACAAGUGCUCAGUUUGUUCUAAAAAGUUUUCAACAUCCGCUGGACUAAAGCAACACGAAGAAUCUCAUAAGAGUAAUGGAUCAUUGCAAUGUGAUAUCUGUAAUCGCACAUUUGGAACAAUUGAUAGUUUAAAGCGGCAUGGUCGUGUCCAUACUGGAGAAAGACCCUAUAUCUGUGAGAUAUGUGGGAAUUCUUACCCAUUGCUCAGUACCCUUAACGGACACAUGCUUGUUCAUACUGAUGAUACACCCUUUCAUUGUCAGUUGUGUGAAAGUAAAUUUAAGAGUGCUAAAAGAUUGAGAAAACAUCAACAGGUUCACACGGGAGAGAAGAAGUACCAAUGUGAUACCUGUGGUGAUCGUUUGAAGCGUCAUGGUCGUGUCCACACUGGAGAAAGACCCUAUAUCUGUGAGAUAUGUGGAAACUCUUACCCAGUGCUCAGUACCCUUAGGAGGCAUAUGCUUGUUCAUACUGAUGAUACACCCUUUCAUUGUCAGUUGUGUGAAAUUAAAUUUAAGAGUGCUAAAAGAUUGAGAAAACAUCAACAGGUUCACACGGGAGAGAAGAAGUACCAAUGUGAUACCUGUGUGUGUGGAAAGCAAACGCAUCAGAAAAGCAAUUUAGACACGCACAUGCGAACACAUAAUGGAGAAAAACCUUACGUAUGUGAUAAAUGUGGGAAAAGAUUCACCCAUAAUAGACCCGAAGACAAAUGGUCCGAUUUGACGCAGUUAGGAAAUUUAAAAACUCACAUGAGAACUCAUACAGGAGAUAAACCAUAUACAUGUGAACGCUGUGGACAAUGCUUUGCACACAAUGUGACAAAGAAAAAACAUAUGAUAACUUGUUUUGUGACAAAACCGGAGACUAAUACAUGA
Lottia gigantea (owl limpet) is the source of this 1746-nucleotide messenger RNA. RefSeq lists its product as hypothetical. Gene Ontology annotation, molecular function: RNA polymerase II cis-regulatory region sequence-specific DNA binding; DNA-binding transcription factor activity, RNA polymerase II-specific. The transcript has 6 exons. Gene Ontology annotation, biological process: regulation of DNA-templated transcription. The coding region runs from base 1 to 1746 and encodes 581 amino acids. The record is from RefSeq and is a predicted model, not a curated record. Lineage: Eukaryota; Metazoa; Mollusca; Gastropoda; Lottiidae.